This is a messenger RNA of Cercospora beticola, 579 nucleotides long. RefSeq lists its product as uncharacterized. NCBI's taxonomy places the organism in Eukaryota, Fungi, Ascomycota, Dothideomycetes, Mycosphaerellales, Mycosphaerellaceae. The record is from RefSeq and is a predicted model, not a curated record.
AUGGGUCUCAUCAAGAUUGCCGUCGCUGCUCUCGGCGCCAUCAGCGCAGUCACUGCUCGUGUCGCCCAGCCAGUCGCCGCUGUCGACACUGUCACCUCCGAGUCGAACCACACCCUCACCGCCACUCUCUUGCCGCGAGACCCUCUUGCUCCCAAUACCGCCACCUGCAAGAGCUACAAGAUCGACAACUCGCGCUUCUACGUCCUCAACGUCGGCGUCCCACCACCAGCCGACCCCGAGUGCCACGACCUGCUCCGCGAGAUGAUUGUCUACGUCCUCAUCAACGCUGGCUCUGGCUUCGCCUGCUCUCGCAUCGAGGGCGACCAGACCUCUCUGCAGUUCGAGACACCAGACGUCCUCGACAACCAGCGUAAGGACGACCGCAACAACGAGCAGCUCGUCAACGCUCUUCAGCACGUCUUCCCGACUGUUCCCUUCUGGCAUGAGGGCAUCUGCCACUCGGGCGAGUACCCGCGUCCCAACUACUGGACCGGCGACCCAUCCAACGCCAAGCGCGCUCUCGAGGAUGGUCGCGAGGCAAAUGAACAGAUGGUCUUCACUGACUCCGAGUUGGCCUAA